This is a messenger RNA of Sphaeroforma arctica JP610, 737 nucleotides long. RefSeq lists its product as hypothetical. The transcript has a single exon. The coding region runs from base 14 to 493 and encodes 159 amino acids. Lineage: Eukaryota; Ichthyosporea; Ichthyophonida. The record is from RefSeq and is a predicted model, not a curated record.
GUUUCUCAAUGGCAUGAAGAACAGGUCAUUGAACGUAGAGGUGCACACAGAGCGGUUGCAUAAAACAAUGCAAGUGUUAGAGGAGCGUUACCGAAACACGGGCAAGGAGCCAAUACACACACAACUCCUCAAGAUAGCGAGAUACAUGGUACUCAUGUACUAUGGACAGCAAGAGAAGGUAAACGCAAUCAUUAAAUCAGACAAACUGCCUGAUGGAAGUGGUGAUCGCUUAGAAAAUAUGAAACAUAAUGUGUUAUACUCUCCUACCGAAGCAACCAUAAGAGCAGCAGCCAAAGUACAAGAAAAUCGUUUGCACAGAUUGCGUAAUAUAUACAAAUCGAACGUGGCUACUCACAGCUUAACACAGAACACUACAACCACUGUUGCCAAACGUCAUAAACCAGACAAUGGCGCACUAAGACAGACGAAACCAACAGGACAGCCCCAAGAAAAGAAAGAGGCACGCGAAAAAACGUGCACGUCCUUAUUGUAAAGCCUGUGUCCUAUGAAGGCAUCGAAUCAGAACAAGAAGGCGGAGGAGCGUGCCAAGAACGAUAUGCAACUAGCUAGACUGUCUCUCACCUCCGAAAAGGUAGAGGAUAUAACAUAUAGCGAUAGUUCUGAAAAAGCUAUUGGGCGGAAGCAAACAUGAUUGACCUGGCUGACAGGCUAAAUAUAAAUGUAGAUGACGAAACGUUGCUAACAAACAGAAAUGAUGUAAAUUAUCAACCUUUAUU